AGCAUGCCUUUCAUUCAAGAGAGACCUACGGGACAACAUAAGAAAGGGCACUAGAAAGAAAGUCUUCUUAAUGCAGUGAACCAGACCUAGAGCUCUUCAGCAACAACGUAACUGCACUGACUUCCAGAUAUCAAGACCAGCAUAUUUGGACAGAGAAAAGAUAAUGCACAAUCAUAGUCUCUAUGGAGGAAAGAACUUCCAUCCUUCUUCAAGGAUGUCCAUCCUUUCAGAAAGGCAUCUGCUUCUGCAAGCUGCAAAUGGCCCUGGAGAUUCAGGACUCAUACUCUCAACCGAUGCUAAGCCUAGGCUAAAAUGGACCACAGACCUCCAUAAAAGGUUUGUAGAAGCAGUCAAUCAGCUUGGAGGAGCAGAUAAGGCUACUCCAAAAUCAAUUUUGAAAGCUAUGGGGAUUCCAGGACUUACCUUGUACCAUUUAAAGAGUCAUCUACAGAAAUACAGGCUUAGCAAGAAUCUGCAUGGACAAGCAACCAACGGGACAAACAGAGCUGUGGCAGAAGUAAAAGUGUCAGAAGCAAAUGGACCUCAUCUGAACAAUUCAAGUAUUGGAAUACAAGUUAACAAAAACUUGCAUAUAAGCGAAGCAUUUCAGGUCCAAAUUGAAGUGCAGAGAAGGCUGCAUGAGCAAAUGGAGCAGGCUCAGAGACACAUGCAGCUGCAUAUAGAAGCACAGGGAAAAUAUCUACAGGCUGUGCUGGAGAAAGCUCAAGAGACUCUCGGAAGACACGACUCGGGCUCCGUCGGACUCGAAGCGGCCAAAUAUCAACUCUCCGAGCUGGUCUCUAAAGUGUCCGCCGAUAGCCUAAGCUCCACAUUCCCCGAUGUGGUCGACAUCCAUCUUCACCAGAUGCAAAUGAACCAGAACACCGAUGGUUCGCUCGACAGUUGCCUGACGUGCGAAAGACCGCAAAAGGACCGGGAGGAGGACGUCGACGGAUCGCGAUCGAGGGAUCAUCAUCCUAACCCGUUCCUGCUCCCGUCGGACAUCGCAGACGAUCGCAGGAGGGGUCAGACCGUUCCCGAAGACGCGGAAGAGAGAGUGAAGAGGGCGAUUUGUGAUUUAUCCACGACCUGCGGUUACCGGAGCUCCUCCGAGGGAACGAACGGGCGAGUCGACGAGAAAAUCAAGCUCGCGAGCCCCAGACGAACCAGCGACGACGAGACGGGCUCGAUCGAGGCGGGACGCGAGGGAUUGUCGCUCGGUUACGGAAGCUCUCGCCUCCGAUCGAAGCUGGACCUGAACGUUCGCGACGAAGACCUGAACGGUUUCGGCUGGAGCUAAAAGGCGGCGCUCGCGGCGAGCUUACGGAGGAGGAGACGAAGAGAGUUCGCGUCGCCGAGUUCCGCCGGAGCAACCGCCGGAGUUUGGCGCCGGGGGACGUCCGUCGACUUCGUAGCCCAGUCUGUAGCGGGAAAGUGAGAAUAAAAGCGAAUUGAACCAGAUGCUUUUAGUUCGACCAAAAAAAAAAAAAAAAAACAAACCAGAUGCUUUUAGAGAUUUUUUUUUUUUUCCGCAUUUUCUUUUCACUUAAUAUUUUUAGUGAGGUUUUGAUGAGCGGGAAGAUGGUCAUGUAGUGCGUAAACGGACGAAAAAAAUAUGGUGUCACUCGACACAAAAGAAAAAAAAUUAAGGAAAAAAAUGAAAAAAAAUACAAAACUUAUCUCGUCCAAAA
Molecule: messenger RNA, 1691 nt
Organism: Eucalyptus grandis
Lineage: Eukaryota; Viridiplantae; Streptophyta; Magnoliopsida; Myrtales; Myrtaceae
Product: myb-related protein 1
Exons: 7
Coding region: 164-1300 (378 amino acids)
Molecular function (GO): DNA-binding transcription factor activity; DNA binding
Source: RefSeq, a predicted model, not a curated record